AUGCUGUUACAAGGUCACUUUAUAAAGACCACACUAACUCCUCUCAAAGUAAACCACUGUACAAGCAAUGAUGUCACCUGUACCACUGUUAGUUCUAAAUCAAUCUUUUCCCCCUGUAUUGUUUCUCCAUCAGUGGGCGAAGGUCGAAAUCUGAUCCCCAUGGACCCCAACGGCUCGUCUGACCCUUACGUCAAGCUCAAGCUCAUCCCAGACCCCAAGAAUGAGACCAAGAAGAAGACCAAGACCAUCCGUGCCAACCUCAACCCCACCUGGAACGAGUCUUUCACUUUGUGAGUUGAGGUGUACCCCUGGUCACAGUGUUAGGCCCCUUUCACGUUUGUGUAUAAUGGGUAAUGUAGUCAUUAUCAUUAACCCUGUGCAUAUGUAUGUGUGUUAUUCCAGCAAGCUGAGGCCUACAGAUAAGGACCGCAGGCUGUCUGUGGAGGUGUGGGACUGGGACCGGACCACCAGGAACGACUUCAUGGGCUCCCUGUCCUUCGGUGUGUCAGAGCUGAUCAAAUCGCCUGUGUGUGGC
Molecule: messenger RNA, 535 nt
Organism: Coregonus sp. 'balchen'
Lineage: Eukaryota; Metazoa; Chordata; Actinopteri; Salmoniformes; Salmonidae
Source: the annotation of a GenBank genome assembly